CACUAAUAUCAAAGAUGGGGCACUAUUUCCCCCCCACUGACACCAACGAUGCGGCACUAUUCCUCCCCCACUGACACCAACGAUUGGGCACUAUUCCUCCCCCCACUGGCACCAACUAUGGGGCACUAUUCCCCCCCCACUGACACUAACAAUGAGGCACUAUUCCUCCCCUCACUGACACCAAUGAUGGGGCACUAUUCCCCCCCAACACUGACAUCAAUGAUGGGGCACUAUUCCCCCCCCCCCCCACAACCGACACCAAUGAUGGGGCACUAUUCCUCCCACUGAUACCAAUGAUGGGGCACUAUUCCUCCCACUGAUACCAAUGAUGGGGCACUAUUCCUCCCACUGAUACCAAUGAUGGGGCACUAUUCCUCCCACUAAUACCAAUGAUGGGGCACUAUUCCUCCCACUGAUACCAAUGAUGGGGCACUAUUCCUCCCACUGAUACCAAUGAUGGGACACUAUUCCUCCCACUGAUACCAAUGACGGG
Messenger RNA from Staurois parvus, 493 nucleotides. NCBI's taxonomy places the organism in Eukaryota, Metazoa, Chordata, Amphibia, Anura, Ranidae. The record is from the annotation of a GenBank genome assembly.